This is a messenger RNA of Rattus rattus (black rat), 1184 nucleotides long. RefSeq names its product dynein light chain Tctex-type 1 (gene Dynlt1). The transcript has 4 exons. The record is from RefSeq and is a predicted model, not a curated record. Gene Ontology annotation, molecular function: dynein intermediate chain binding. Lineage: Eukaryota; Metazoa; Chordata; Mammalia; Rodentia; Muridae. Gene Ontology annotation, cellular component: cytoplasmic dynein complex; cytoplasm. Gene Ontology annotation, biological process: microtubule-based movement. The coding region runs from base 82 to 456 and encodes 124 amino acids.
CGGGGGCGGAGUGGGCGUGGCCUGAGCGCGCCUGCGCAGUCCAUUCUACUCGGCGGGCGAAGGAGACGCGCUAGAGGGAAGAUGGAAGACUUCCAGGCCUCCGAGGAGACUGCAUUUGUUGUGGAUGAAGUGAGCAACAUUGUAAAGGAGGCUAUAGAAAGUGCCAUCGGUGGUAACGCCUACCAGCACAGCAAAGUCAACCAGUGGACCACUAAUGUUGUAGAACAGACUUUGAGCCAACUCACCAAACUGGGGAAGCCAUUUAAAUACAUUGUGACCUGUGUGAUCAUGCAGAAGAAUGGCGCUGGGUUACACACCGCAAGUUCCUGCUUCUGGGACAGCUCCACGGACGGUAGGAUUCUUACCCUCCUAGACAGUGUUGUUAUGCCCACUGCUCUGGAACUUUCACAUAGCUCCGUGGUUCAGAGAUCUGCAGCGCGAAGCAGUGUUCUGUGAAGUGCACACUUGAUGUCCCAAUUUCAGUGCAUUUCUCGAAGUUGCCAUUGCCUGGUGGAGUGGUGCACAUGCCAGAUCUGGCAAGGCAGAGGCACACAGAUCUCUGUGAGUUUGAGGCUAGCCUGGACUACACAGUGUGACCCUAUCUAAACAAACAAAACCCCCAAACAUUCUGUGGUCUCUUGCCCAUUUGUAAGUAAAGUCAGGCAUUAAAGUCACUUUCUGUGCAUGCCAGAGGCAUGCACUGCAGUGCUGGCAUGGUAGGACCCGAAUCUCCUGGGCACCCUCAUUUCCUGUGCGUCUGUCUCCCCCACAGGGAGCUGCACAGUCCGAUGGGAGAACAAGACCAUGUACUGCAUCGUCAGUGCCUUCGGACUGUCCAUCUGACCGCCUGACUGCCUCAGCCUCCGGUCCCAGCGUUUCUAGUCCAUCUUACCACCAGCUAUGUUGGGCGGAUACCUUCCUCCUCCUUAAGUUGUUCUGAGGCACUCCCAAAAUGUAGAGAAAUAAACCAAAUGACCCUGGCCACAGGAGCCACACGACAGACACCAGGCAGAUGAGCAGCCACCUGUCAUCCGAGGCGGGCAGUACUAGUUGUCUUAACUGUCUUCUCAAAGGUGCUAAGAUCUCAACUGCUAGUGAAAACUUCUCUACUUUCUGAAAUGAUUCAGAUACACUAAUUUUCCAAACUUUAUACUUUUGUUAGAAUAAUAAAUUAUUCAGAAUUA